This is a messenger RNA of Labrus bergylta (ballan wrasse), 3052 nucleotides long. RefSeq names its product ETAA1 activator of ATR kinase. Gene Ontology annotation, biological process: replication fork processing; regulation of DNA damage checkpoint; DNA damage response. Lineage: Eukaryota; Metazoa; Chordata; Actinopteri; Labriformes; Labridae. Gene Ontology annotation, cellular component: nuclear replication fork. Gene Ontology annotation, molecular function: protein serine/threonine kinase activator activity. The record is from RefSeq and is a predicted model, not a curated record.
GCACCCGUAGUUUGAUGACGUCAUGACCAAACAUGGCGGCUUCCUUGAAGUGAACGGGGCAGGAAGAAAAAAAACAAAGAAGAAAACGUUUGUGAAAACUUGAACUAAUAUUACACAUAAAAGUAUCAUUUGCGCUCCUCUGCGAGACCCGGACCUGUCAGCACUGUCAUGUUGAGCAGACGUGACGCCGACACUGCUGCUGUGUUGUGGGACGAUGCGCGAGUCUGCUGCGAGCACACCUGAGUUCACUGAGCUGUGGAGGAAGGUUUCCAGACUUUGUCACAGCAAAACACGAACACACAGAUGCCUUCCGACACAGGAUCACCCCGGCGUCAAGAUUUGCAGAGUCCACAGCGCAGAGGAUACGGCAAAUUGACUGGCUUAAAUAAUGGGGACUCUCCGGGUGAUGUGGAACCAUCACAAGACAUUUUCUGGGAUCCCACAUCUCCCACUCCAGCUAAUGGGCUUAGGAACAACAGGGUGGUUGAAAUAUCUGACAUUGUAAACCGAAUUGCUCCAAAGGAUGUGAAACGGAAAGGGAGUGACUCUCCUCUGCUGCAGUGGAUAGGUGACAGCGCUGUCCCUUGCACACCAGACGUUCCAAGGCCAAGAAUGAGGAAGAGGUCAUCCCGGCAGAGCAGUGUGGAGGACCUCAUGAAACUGGCACGGCAGUUUGACGCGAACAUGCAAAAAGACAGAGAGACUUCAGAGCAGCUUAACACAGACAACAAUAACCUCAGUAAAUGUGUGAACACUUCAAAAACAAAACUGACGGAGACACAACACCCUACAAAUGUGAAGGAGCUUAAGUGUACACCCUCAUUGGAACAGGCAGAGGCUGAGCUGCAUGCUCUGUUCGACUGCUCCACUCAGAAAGUCAGCGGCCGGCUAAGCCAAGGCUCCUCAGUAUCGGCUUGUUCGCAGGAAGUGAGAAAACAACCUGUGACUUCAGCUUCAGUGGAACCCAAACAAUCAGAGCUCAAGACAUCAUCAAAGUCCGCCCCAGCUGCAAAACCGGCUGGAGAAAAGGGACCUUGUGGUUUUAGUGAUGACUUUGAUGACGACUGGGAGGAUGAUGAACUACUUAAUGACUCGUUUGUGCUAGAGAUAACCCAGAAUCCUGAUCAGCUACUUGACAACAACCCUAAAACCAGCCUGCAGUCUAAGACUAACACUACUAAGUUCACCUCUGUCUGUAACCCUCCUGCACCUGAUCAUGAUGAUGAUAAGGUUUGUCCAGUUGCAAGCUCUGUGAGGAACAUUGCCGACAGCCAUUGGGAUGAUGGGGACGAUGACGAUUUGCUCAUCCAGAUAUGUGACAGUGUGGAAAGGAUCUCCAAUAGUCAGCCAGAGCAAGUGAGGCCCAGGUGUGACCAAGACAAGUAUGAUAAUGGCGCAGACAGACAGAGAAAAAACACCGCACCUCUGCCCAUAGACACAACCUGGUCCACAAACACCGGCAUCAGUGCCAACAGAAAGUCUCCAUUUGUACGUUCUAACUCAUUACCAGGGACGAGCUGCCAUGCUGUGAACCACCAAGGAUGGGACAUUCCCAUGAAAGGUGCCAACAGCAAAUCGGAGAUGUCGCAGAGCCUCCCAGGAAGCCGCAUGGGUCGGUGCACGUUUAGUAACUGCAAGAAUUCCUCUGGAACUUUCCAGACUGGGAAGGCAAGUGUAGAUAUGAAGCCACAUACAGUGACAGUCCAGGCUUCACAGAACUCUAAGUCCCAUCACACUGCCUUCAAGAGAAAUCUGUCUGACUCAGCAGUUAUGACCAACAAAGUUUUUGUCACAAGCCAGAUGACAGCGAAGUGCUCUGCAGCUGAGAUCGAGAGGAAGAAACAAGAAGCCCUGGCCAGGAGGCGACUGCGGAUGCAGAACUCUCAGAAACCAUAGAGGGGCCUCAUCAUGACUGAAGGGAUAUUAUUUCACUGUCAUAAGUCUUUACAGAACUCCUCAUUCCAGGGCAGUGUUUCAGUCACCACUUUAUAAAAGAGGUUUUAUAUGAUGGUAUCCAAGAGGAUAUCAUGUUAGUGUUAAAAGUUCAGUAUUUGAUCAUCAGGUUUGGACCAAUGACAUUGACUUUCUGCACAGAGGUUAGCUUAUGUCUGUGAAUGGAAGGUGAAUGUCACAAGAGCUGCUGGAUCUUUUCUGCUACUGAUGUAAAUCAUCGAAGGAUAUUUUCAUACUUUUCCUAUCUUUAAUUGAAAUAAACACAUUUACAUCUACCAGGUUUGAAAUAAUUUAAAACGCUGCCUUGAACACAUUUUCAUGUUGUUUUCUGAGUGUCAUUUUAGCCGUCUGUUUGGGGAAAGAAAUGGGUUUGCAUUUUUUCUGUAUUUUGUUUAAAUAGUUCCAAGUCAGUGUUAGAAAUCUAUAGUAAACACAUGCAGGAUAUGUUAUAUUAUUAUAUUAUAGUUAGGAUAUUCUCUGUUUAGGCUUUUAAGACUGAAUAUGUGACUACACUUCUAUAAAUGCACACAAUUAAAACAUUUGACAGUUCUCAUAUCUUUGUAAUCAUAAUAACUUCCAUUGGUUGAUCGAUUGAGAAAGUUCUCUGGGUACUAAUUCAACUCAUGAGAAAAUGUCUGUUUUAUGAAUGAACAUUAUAAGCUAAGAUUCAGUAGACUCGGUUGAGACACUGUUGUUUCCGUUCAUACUUUCUAUACUUUUAGUUUUGUGCAUAUCAGGAUCAUUGUGUUACACUGUAAAAGCAGUGUUUUAGCAGUUCUCUGUUGGCACGGUUCAUUGUAGUAGCCAUGCUAUGCACCUUAAGUUUGUUUAACAAACCCACAGUAAAAUCAGAAUGGUAAUGAUUCCAUAAGGGUUCAAACAAGUAAAGAUACCUUUACUACAUUCUCCUGGAAGCUUUCAUCAUUUGUUUCAAUAAAACACACCUAAUCCGGACCCAGUGCCUUAGCGUCAUAAUCUAUUUGAUGCCAGACCUUGUUACUUCACAACAACAUGAUGUAUUUGGAAUUCUCCUAAUUUGUCCUUCAUGAUUUAUCUGCCUUGUACCAACACAAAUAAAUAAACACAAUUGGCUGCUAAA